Mastomys coucha (southern multimammate mouse) is the source of this 3342-nucleotide messenger RNA. RefSeq lists its product as uncharacterized. The record is from RefSeq and is a predicted model, not a curated record. The transcript has 3 exons. NCBI's taxonomy places the organism in Eukaryota, Metazoa, Chordata, Mammalia, Rodentia, Muridae. The coding region runs from base 1 to 1104 and encodes 367 amino acids.
AUGGCUCUGUUGGAAAGUGCCAAGCUGGAAGAAGCCACCAGGAGCGUGAUGACGGCAGGGGCGGGGGGCCAGGCGUGCAGAGGAUGGGGCCGGGCAAAGAAGGGGGGGCAGCAGAAGGAGCUAUUCCCCAGCCGCUGCACCGUGACCAGAGCAGCCGCGAUUAGAGCUCUGAACCCGCCUCGUUUCAGGCUUCCUCCUCCUUUCCCUCCUCCUUCUGCACCGACACCCCCUGGGUCUCUCCGUCGUGGAGGACGGCGCUCCAUCUGGGGAGACUGCGGCGCAAAGCCUCGAGUACCCCCAGGGACGCUGAGGAACAGAGAAAAGCGAGCCAGAGCAACUCCCGCCCCCCAGGAGCCGGGAACAAAGACCCCUUUGUUCCAGCUCUGUCCCUCUCCCGGGAGACCGGAGUCCCGUGGGUGUGGUGUCGUGGAGAGGAGGAGACAGGUCGCCGCAGGGCUCAGGAGGGGACUCCCUCUCCACCUACAUUCUGUGAAAGGAAACCACCCAAACCUAGGGUGCAUCCCUGCGAGAGGGCAAAGGGACGUGCGGAGCCCUGGUUCUCCUGAAGCCCUAGCAAGGGGGAAACGGAAAGUUAAGAGCACAGGAGAGAACAAACAGAAGCCCAGGUGCUGCUGCACCCGGAAAGGAAGGAGGGAAACGCCAACAGGUGUCUGCGGUGCUGCAGCAACCGCUGGGUCCCCUCCUCCAGGAUCCGGGCGUGGCAGCAGGUGCAAGCAGCCCCAAAACAUCUGGUGGAGGCUCUUGGCUCAAAUCCCAGGGGAUCCUGGGUACUCUAGGGGUUUCCUCGCUGUGGUCCUGGGUUCCGGGAGGGCGGGGUGGAGAGGGAAAGGAGGAGGCUUCUUGUCCCCGCCCCUGGUCCCCUUUAUUCGUGAUGCACUUCCUGCUGCCGAGGAUUCCCUUUGUGUUGAGAGUCCAGAUCCGCCCACACACGCUGGAGCGGGAGGGCCGGGGAUUCCGGGUGGGUGGCCACCUUCUAAGCCUCUGGCUGUGAGUCCCUUUUUCUUUCGGUUACCGCUGCUGAUCCGCGAUGCUCCUCUCCCUCACCCGUUCUGUAUGGAGCCAGUUCCUUGCGGGGAAACCUAGCUGUUUGGUUGCCCUCCCACCCCCUCUCCACACAGCUGAGUUCUGCUGGCUCCCUCUUGGGCGGAGCCAGGAGAGAGAGAAAUGGGGGAGUCCCUGCUCUGCUUGUGCUUGGGCGGUUCCUGGCGCCCAAGAAAACUCAGGCUGCUUCUGCCAAUGGAAGAGUGAGAAGUGUCUUGAAGCUAAGCACGAAAUGUAUGUGUAAGCCAAUAUAAGUGUGCCUGAACACGAAAACGACAACUUUUUUUCUCUUUAGUCUGGCCUGGCUUGCUAGAAAGAAACCAUUCCGGGGCUUAGUAACGGAAACUCAAAAGGCCAUUUGGGUUCCCUGGCAAGAGAAGCCAGAUAUGUACCAUCUCAUAAUUUAGUCUUUCCUCCAGGAUCCAGAACAAGUCAAGGCUAGUGCUAGUCACAACCUCCCUGCCUUUAACUCACCUUCAAUCCCAGCCUCCCACCAAACUGAACUUGGUAAAUAGACCACAGUGCCUCUUGUUUCCUUUUCCUACCAGGAUGUCUUUCUCGUGAAGACAUCUUUUAUCUUUGGUCUUGAGUUCCAGGAUCUCUAAGCUAAGCUCAAACACCCACUGGUAUUCCUGCUAAGUGUAGCACCAAAGGCCUAAUUACCCUAUUAAAACCUAACUGCCACGGGAGGCUAAGCACGCUGGGCCCUGUUAAUUGUAUUUUGUCACCUUCAAAUCAAAGACAGAAAUGUGUCCUGACAGGCAACCGUUUUAAACUUUAUCUUUUCCUUAAAGGAAAAUUCUUUGCUGAUGGACCAAAAGAACAAAAAUUCACUUUAUUGCACAUCCUUCUCUACUGCAGGGAUUCAGAACUUUCUCUGUGGCCCCACAAUAUACACAAUCUACAGCCCUUAUGAAAAGGUCAUAAUUCCCUACACCAAAUUCCCUGAAUUCAAACACAAAUAAUAUCUUGCAAGCUGGAUUUGCCUGCAGGGACACAGCUUUCCUUAAUGCUUGUCAAGGCUAACUAAACUUCUUCAAGAUACAACUGCCAGAGUUCACUAAGAUAGACUAGGGUAAAGUAGUUUGGUCUGUUGUAGGUUACAUGUCUCCCCAAGAAAAUCACACACUGUUCCCUUUCUUGUUAUAUUUUGGCUGAGGCCCUAGCCCAUAUGGUGAUGCUCUCACACUAAAAGUAGGUCCUCUCUUCUCAGUUAAUGGUCUGGAAAUACCCUCAGAGGCAAGCCAAACGCAGUCAAGUUGAAAAUAAAGACUAAGCACCACAUACUCCUAAUACAACAACCCAGGGUAAAAGAAAGUCAGCACCUUUUAGUUGCACAACCUUAAACAGAGGCUUCCAUUGCCAUCUUUGACCGGAAAAACCACCUGGAAGGUCACACAUCUGUUUUCUGUUUCUAUCAAGCAGUUACAUGUGUGACUUGUUUGAAGAGCUCAUUGAUCAUAAAUCGCUGAGGGAGACAGAAAGAGAGAAAGGGGGAGGGGAAAGAAAGGGACCAUAUAUUUGGGCUCUGUACAAAGGUAAAUUAUAGCAACAGUGGUGGUUAAUCUUAGUAGUCCUCUUGGUUAGCUUAAGAAAUGCCACUAGUGAGUUAGGGAGUCACCUGUAAUCCUCUUGGUUAGCUUAAGAAAUGCCACUAGUGAGUUAGGGAGUCACCUGUGCAUGUGUGAAUGUGUGUGUGUGUGUGUGUGUGUGUGUGUGUGUGUGUGUGUGUUAGGGCAGUUCUAGAUUAAGCAACAUGGGGAGAGUCAUCCUGAAUGUGAAUGUCACCAUCCUAAUGUGCUGGCGUCCAAUACUGAACAAAACUGGAAAAAGGAGCAAGCCUCCAGCUUUGGGCUAGAUGUGAACCGACUUGGAAAUCUGCUGACAAAACAACCACCUAUUCAUAAUUUUGCAUAAGUCAGUGAGUUAAUUGUGAAAAGCAGACAUAGUUGUUACUAAAUUACUGGAAAGACUCAAUAAAUAUAGAAGACUAUGACUUUGGCUUAUUUGUAAAUACCUUCAUUUUAAAAAGUUAGCUAAUGAACCUGAGGCACUUGUUGGGUAGUGAGUUCUUGGAUGUACAAGAAUAUCUAAUAGCAUCCACAAUUCUUAAACAAUUUCAUAAGAGUUCAGUCACAGAACCAAGUCACAUUCCAAGCCUCACUCCUAAUCCACAAUGCUGAGCCUACUUAAAGAAUGGAAAUCAAAUCUCAUCAUAAUGGCCUUUUGAAAGCAUCCUGUCACAGGAAGCUCAGUAGUAUGGCAUCUCUACCUCUUAUG